AUGGAUAGGGAUGAGUUUUAUUCUUUUUUUCGUCGUGCUGGUAUAUCACGAGAAGAAAUGAAUUCAUAUAGUGAUGUGGAAUUUCAAAAUAUUCUUUGUGGUCUGUUAGAUGAUAAUCCUGACCAAGGAUUAAGACCGUUAAGGCGAACGAGUUUACCACCCGGAGCAACUCCAGCUGUAUUAGAUGGAUUUGGAAAUGGUAGAUACGAUGAAGAUGAGGCUUUGAAAAUUGCAAUAGAAAAUUCGAUCGAUGACAUGCUUGUUGCACCACAUCUUCGUCAACCAUUAGAUCCAAGAAAUGAGAUUGUACAUCCAGCUGCACAUCCUCCCAGAGGAGUUCUUCCGAGACAGAAUAGAAUGGGCGGAGUGCCUAAAGAUUUACAACCCAAACCAACACCACUACCGCCUACACAUACAAAACAACAAGAUCAUCCACCAAGAAUUCCAUCAUCUCGAUCAAAUCGCCCGCCAUUGAAUUUACGUCAACCACCUAAACCUACAGUUGCAAACCAUCCUAAACCAACACAAUCAAUACAACGCAAACCGGUUUCUGAGCACAACAAUAAUCCUCGACUAACAUCUCAAAAUUCUUCAACAAGAACAAGAGUAACAUCAACAAAUUCGCGUAAUGCACAAUCAUCAAGUCGAAAAUUACCAAAUAAUACAGGUUUGAGUGUUCGACCUGCUCCAAAGCCUGCCGAAAGACGAAAUGAUCGAAAUUUUGCCGAUUUAAUGGAUGCAGAAUAUCAAUCUAGAAGAGUUGGUGCAAACAUAUCGAAGCCACCUUCAGCUCGAGGAACUGCAAGAACUUCUAGUCGUUCAAAACCAACAGAUAAAUCAACAACAGUCGAAAGGAAAGCAGAGCCAGCUAAAAAGAAAGAAAAUCCAAUCGAAAAGAAAGUAGAACCGCCUAAAAAACCAGAAAAACCAAAAACAAUUGAAAAGAAAAUCGAUCCACCUAAAAAACCAGCAAAACCUACAGAACUACCCCAACAAAUACCAGAUUUACCUAAUUUUGAUGAUAUCCCUCCACAAAUAAAAGAUGAAUUUGAUGUUCCAGAAGAAAUUAUUUCUAAAUACCAAGAAAAACCGGCAUUACCAGCUCCAUCUAUGCAAGAAGAAAUUAACUUACCAAAACCAGAAGAAAGGGAACAGCCAAAACCACCACACGAGCUCAGAGAGUCACAGAAAAUCAGGAAUUUCCAGAAUUUGCAGUACGAGCAACUAGUUAAAGAGCAAGAAGAGAAAGAUUUGGAAGAAAAAAGAAGAAUUCAAGAGGAAGAAGAGAAAAAGAAGCAAGAAGAACAAAACAAAUUAGCCGAAGAACAUAAAGUUGAAGAAAUAAUGAAGAAAAUGCCUCCAGAACCAAAAGAUGGUGUUACUAUUGCUGUUAAUAUGAAUGGGAAAAGAAUUAUUAGAAAAUUUUCUCCAAAUCAGCCUGCUUUACAUGUAUACGCAUGGGUUGCAUCAAACACAGACCCAGUGUUACCAUUAGAUGCCUUCGAACUUUCUGUUGUUGGAAAACCUGUUUUAGAUAUAAACAAAUCUUUAGACGAACAAGAUGUCAAAGGAAGAGUUAUGUUGUCAAUGAUGGAAAUUUAA
Messenger RNA from Trichomonas vaginalis G3, 1602 nucleotides. Its product is annotated as FAS-associated protein family. The record is from RefSeq and is a predicted model, not a curated record. The transcript has a single exon. Bases 1 to 1602 code for a protein of 533 amino acids. Lineage: Eukaryota; Parabasalia; Trichomonadida; Trichomonadidae.